CGGCGGCAGCGUGGCCGUUGAGGGGUUGGUCUGCGCCGCUGCUCUCCCGCGCCGCGCGGUACAGCACCCUCCUGCACCCCCGGUGCCGGGCGCUCGCUGCAGCUUUUUGAAGUGGAAGAAGCUCUCUCUCACCGCUCUUUCUCUCCGUGGGGAGCAAAACACGGGCACCCUUGCCUGCCACACGCUUCUGGUCUUUCACGGUGGAUGAGGUCGCCUGCGGAUCCAGGCUGGGCCUGUAGGCUGCCCAGGUGCAGAUUUUUUUAAAAGCCUCAUGGGACGUAACAUCAUUGCUAGAUCCCUGGUACAUUUAAGAAACCUGACUGCAUGAGAAGCACUCUACCUGGGCACAGGAUGUUACCUGGCAUCAGAGAACUCAAUGAUCCAGACUUUCCUUAAUUCUAAAUGUGCUAUUCUUCAUUUCAAGAUGCCUUUGCACUUCUGAUAAAUGCAAACUGACAACUCUCAAGGCCACAUCAGAGAAAACCAUUACUGCUUGAAGCCUGGAAGACUGCCCUUAAUGAAGGAAAGUCCUCGAUUGUUGUUUGAGAUGCUGAGGAAGUUACUGCGGAAGAGACUUUUUUCUUAUCCCACGAAAUACUACUUCUUGCUGCUUGUUUUUUCCCUAGUCACCUUCUCUGUUUUAAGAAUUCAUCAGAAGCCUGAAUUUGUAAGCAUUGGACCUUUGGAGCUGGUUGGAGAGAAUCCUAGUAGCGAUAUUAAUUGUACCAAAGUUUUACAGGGUGAUGUAGAUGAAAUCCAAAAGGUAAAGCUUGAGAUUCUAACAGUGAAGUUUAGAAAGCGCCCACGAUGGACAGCCUCUGACUAUAUAAACAUGACCAGCGAUUGUACUUCUUUCAUCAAGAGGCGCAAAUAUCUUGUAGAACCCCUCAGUAAAGAAGAGGCGGAGUUUCCAAUAGCGUAUUCUAUAGUGGUUCAUCACAAAAUUGAAAUGCUUGAUAGGCUCCUGAGGGCCAUCUAUAUGCCUCAGAAUUUCUACUGCAUUCACGUGGACAAAAAAUCAGAGGAUUCCUUUUUGGCGGCGGUGAUUGGCAUUGCCUCCUGUUUCAGUAACGUCUUUGUGGCCAGUCAGCUGGAGAGUGUGGUGUACGCAUCAUGGAGUCGGGUUCAGGCUGACCUCAACUGCAUGCAGGACCUCUACAGCAUGAGUGCAGACUGGAAGUACUUGAUCAAUCUUUGCGGUAUGGAUUUUCCCAUUAAAACCAACCUGGAAAUUGUCAGGAAGCUCAAGUCGUUAAUGGGAGAAAACAACCUAGAAACUGAGAGAAUGCCAUCCAAUAAAAAAGAAAGGUGGAAAAAGCAUUAUACAGUCGUUAAUGGAAAGCUGACAAACACAGGGACUGACAAAAUGCACCCUCCUCUUGAAACACCUCUGUUUUCGGGCAGUGCCUAUUUUGUGGUCAGUAGGAAAUAUGUGGAGUAUGUACUAGAGAAUGAAAAAAUCCAAAAGUUUAUGGAGUGGGCCAAAGACACGUACAGCCCAGAUGAGUAUCUCUGGGCCACUCUUCAGAGGAUCCCUGAAGUCCCAGGUUCACUGUCCUUAAGCUAUAAGUAUGACAUGUCUGACAUGCAUGCAAUUGCUAGGUUUGUCAAGUGGCAGUACUUUGAAGGUGACGUUUCCAAGGGCGCCCCCUACCCCCCCUGCAGCGGGGUCCACGUGCGCUCCGUGUGCGUUUUUGGAGCAGGUGACUUGAACUGGAUGCUGCGCAUGCACCACCUGUUUGCCAAUAAGUUUGACAUGGACAUUGACCUCUUUGCCAUCCAGUGUUUGGAUGAGCAUCUGAGGCAUAAAGCCCUGGAGACGUUAAAACACUGACCGUUGGUUGUAGACAAUUUUAGAAACAAUCAGAAGGGUGCAUGAGAGGUACCCCAUCUGAUUCUUCUGCCCUGUUAAUAAACAUCAGAAAAACUGUUGGGGGGCAGGGACUCGAACUCUUCAUGUUAGAGAAGCUACAUGGUUUUUGCAGAGCACCAUCGGUUAGAAAGGUUAUAGCAUUCAACGUUGACCUAGAGUUAUUGUGAAGCCAGGGCAGGUUGCAAGGCAUUGUGGGGAGAGGUGGCCAGGGAAGAGGCCGAAUAUAAAAACUAGCCUGUUAAAAGAGCUCAGGGACUUAACAAAACCAUAAGAUUUGACAUGUGCCAAAAUUACUUUGUGAGCUUUAAAUAUGGCAGGUUUCCUGAUUUGAAUACAUUUAUAGCAACAACCAAUUGUAAGGAUUUAAUUUGUCUUAUAGGUUAUAUUUGUUGAAAUAGAAAUUUGACUUUAAAUGAUCCUUGAAAAUACUUUCUGCUGUAAUAUUGUGCUAUGUAGUGUAUCUGUGUAUGUCAUCUCAGGGAACUUGAAAAAAUGGGCUUGACUGAACAUGAAUAUUUCUGACUAAUUUUUGCUUUUAACAAUGUACAUGUUUUUAAAAACAAAAAUGGCAAUUUCUGGUUUAGUUGAUUCUAUGAAUCAUUGUAGGUUAUUAGAAAAGUUGAUAUCCUUAUUAUUAUAGUUUCUACAGAGUAGCACUCAAUUUUUCCAAAUAUUUGUCUCUCUACUCCUCCCCCCAGUCUCCCCAGACCCUGCUAUCAAGCUGUAUAAAAACUUGUUUUCAUAGUGCCCCAUGUUACUGCUUCAGUUCUCUUGUAAGAUCUAAUUGACAGUAAUUAGUUUAGAGAGCUAAGACAGAAAGGGUGAAAUUGAUAUGGGAGGCAGGAGGAGAAGGAGUCGUAGUUAGACAAUUUCUGAGCCCUAUAAUGAGGGUUAAAACCCAGCAGUCAGCACUAUCCCCAGAAAUUAAGACUGUUGCUCCUUGGAUUCACUUGUGUCCAACCUCCCGGGGUCUUGCAUCCUAAUGUCACCUUUGUGUCUCCAUUUGAAAAGAACUGGCUCCUGUUCUCCUUGCUUCUUCGUGUUACCUGCCCAUUGGUUGUUCCUUAGCCCUUGUAAGUUUCCUUCUCUCUUAGAACCUAUGAGGAGGGAGGAGGUGUGCUAUUGUUCCACAUGGCGUACUUGAAGGCCUGGGAAGCCAAAAGGGAAUAUUAGGUUUGGGGCAUAUUGUUUCAGUAUUGGUGUUAUUCAUAGCAUAUGGUUUUUACUGUACUUUUUCACCAAAAGACAGAUGAUUUGAGGUUGCUAUUGUGCUGUCUCAUAUCUUAAAGUAAAUGAAAAUUUUUAAAAAAACUUUCUUUUUUGCUAAACUGACAUCGUUCAGCCAAUGAUGUAACAGGAAAUAUGAAGCUUUAUCGUUUAGCUGAGACUUUAAACAAGAAUCAAAACCAUGUGCUUUAUUUUUACAACAGCCAAAUUAAAUGGUACAUGAGAAAUUCAUAAUAUCAGACAGUUUUCAGGCAUUCAACUGAGAAAACAUUUUUUAUUCUUCAAAGUUAGAAAACAUUUUUAUUUUAGGAGAGCUUUGUUAUACUGAUCCUCCCAAAUGAAAGUUUCACAUUUUCUAAACCUUUAUUAUCAUUUCUAAAUGUGCUAAGUCAGUGGAUUCCUGUGUUUUGCAUGAUUUAAUAUGGCAGCCCAUGUUGGACCAAGAAAAACAUACUCACUUUGAAAACUCAAGAGAUGAUGUCAAUGAGGGCAUUAUAUGCGUUGUGUUCCAUCUCUAUGCUACCUAAAACCUGUUUGUUCUUUGAAUGCAUGUCAAAUAUUUCUCCCAUACUGUCUUUUAGCAGAAAGAUUUUACCUUUAAGAUAGGGCAUUUUUUAAACUCUAAAACCAGUGAUAUUCAGUGACACAUACUUUGUGUCUCUGUCUUGUAUUUUUACUUCAUUCAUGGUCUCUUGUUCUAUGGAUAUGUUUUCAUAUUUAUUUUGAAAUUUGCAAAUCUACAGGAAAGUUAAAAACAACAGUACAGUGAACACCAUAUAACCCUCACUUGGAGUCACUGGUUAUUAACAUCAUGCCCAUUUGCUUUAAAUUAUGGAUUUUGAAUUUAGCAAAAUUGAAAACUAAAAAUUAAAAAAAAUUUAUACAUAUCUAAAGUUCACAUCAUUCAUCUCAGCACUCUUAUUGUAGUGUGACUGCAUCUGAUUUACAUUUAAUUUGGCAGGUUUUGAGGGAUUUUUCUCCACCAUAGAUAUAAAAAUAGGACUUUAGAGUCUAUUUCCUCAAACCUCACGCUGAAACUGUGGACCCAGCAUCUUUUAUGUAGCUGUGGUCCCUCUUCUUUCUAGAAUGGCACUUGUUGAGAUGUGUCUGAGCAUUACCCUAUUGCUAAUGCCUGUUAUAGGGAUUAUCUAAAAUUUGUUUAUUGAGACUCAUUUUUAUACUGUACAGCAUACCUUAAAGCAAAUGAAAUUCAUACUAUUGGGCCAAACAAUUUGAAGAGUCAAAAAGAUGGUUUCAAAAGGCAGUCCAUAGUACAUCAGGAGGAACAAAACACAAGUUCUUUAGGAAAGUUACAGAAAUUAUUUGAAUUGCUUCAUAUAUGUAAGUUACCAAACACUAAUUUCUUUGUACUGUCAUUUAAGGUGUUUUGUAGGGAAUUAUUAGAAAUCAUUCAAAUAAAUCUUUAAACAUACAUAAACUGCAA
Messenger RNA from Diceros bicornis minor, 4544 nucleotides. RefSeq names its product glucosaminyl (N-acetyl) transferase 1 (gene GCNT1). The record is from RefSeq and is a predicted model, not a curated record. The transcript is spliced from 4 exons. Gene Ontology annotation, molecular function: beta-1,3-galactosyl-O-glycosyl-glycoprotein beta-1,6-N-acetylglucosaminyltransferase activity. Bases 446 to 1834 code for a protein of 462 amino acids. Gene Ontology annotation, cellular component: membrane. Lineage: Eukaryota; Metazoa; Chordata; Mammalia; Perissodactyla; Rhinocerotidae.